Molecule: messenger RNA, 3192 nt
Organism: Thamnophis elegans (Western terrestrial garter snake)
Lineage: Eukaryota; Metazoa; Chordata; Lepidosauria; Squamata; Natricidae
Gene: NT5C3B
Product: 5'-nucleotidase, cytosolic IIIB
Exons: 10
Coding region: 698-1594 (298 amino acids)
Cellular component (GO): cytoplasm
Molecular function (GO): 5'-nucleotidase activity; magnesium ion binding
Source: RefSeq, a predicted model, not a curated record
UAGCAUUCAAUAAUUAAAAACAAUUAAAGCUACCAGCAAUAGAGUAGCAGAGAUAGCUAUCAUUAUAGGCAAUACAGUCAUCCUGUUUACAGGUAUUCCUUAACUUAUGAUUGUAAUGAGGUCUGUUCAGCCCAAUUUUGCAACCUUUUUGCUGCAGUUAUUAAGCAUACCCAUUAUUCACUACAGGCUGGUUUUACAAAAAACAUCAAAGCAUAUGCUGAUUAUUUUGGAAAAAACUUUGUUAAAAGCACUGAGAUGCUACAAAUGGCCACAAAUUUGGGCCAACUGCCCAGUGCCCAAAAUGUGAUCACAUGACAGCAGAAAAGGACUGAAUGUUGAUGCUGCAGCACUGGAUCACAGAAACUUUUGCUGGGAGGGAAGGCGUAUCUACUGUUUGCAGGCAACCCGCCUCACUUCAGGAGGGAGGAGGGGCUGAUGCAAGGCGUCUCCUCCCCCGUUGACGGAGAAGGGAACAGGAGAAAAAGGAAGAGCUGUGGCCUUUCGGGACCCGGUUAAGAUAAAAACCUCUGCCCGGGUUUCAGGCGCUUAGUUAACGAGUACGGGAGGAGUCGCCUCCGCUGCCUAGAGAAGCUCUACUCGCCUGGCGGCCGUUCACUUUCUGCAUUCCUCGGCCUUCCUGAGAAGAACCGGACAGAGGCCCUUCUGCUUGCAGCUCAGCCGCCGUAGAACCGGAGACAUGGUACCUGAAUUGCAGAAAAUAACUGUCCGGAUGAAGAAUCCCGAACAUGUAAAAAAUAUAGUUUCAGCACUCAGGAAAGGUGGAGCAGCAAGACUCCAGGUCAUUUCUGAUUUUGACAUGACCCUUACUCGGUUUGGCUUCAAUGGGAAGCGCUGUCCUACUUCGCACAAUAUCAUAGAUAACUGUCGGGUCAUCAGUGAAGAAGGCAGAAAAAAGCUGAAAGAUUUACUCCAUCAUUACUAUCCUAUUGAAAUUGACCCUUAUCGGACUAUGGAGGACAAACUCCCCCUCAUGAUUGAAUGGUGGACUAAAGCCCAUAACCUCCUGUCCCAGGAAAAGAUUCUGAAGAAUGAUAUUGCCCAAAUAGUGAAAGAAUCAGAUGUUAAACUCAGAGAUGGCUUCAACAUUUUCUUUGACCAGCUGCAUGAGAACAAAGUCCCCCUGUUCAUCUUUUCAGCAGGUGUAGGUGAUGUGCUAGAGGAAAUAAUUCAUCAGGCCGGUGUAUUCCACCCUAACAUCAAUGUGGUCUCCAAUUAUAUGGACUUUGAUGACAAUGGCAUUCUGCAAGGUUUCAAAGAGCCUCUUAUCCACAUCUACAACAAGAACAACACAGUCCUGAAGAACACAGAAUAUUUCCAGCAACUCUGCACAAGAACAAAUAUCUUAUUGCUUGGAGAUUCCAUGGGUGACCUCAGUAUGGCAGAUGGUGUUGCCGACAUGGAGAAUAUCCUCCGGAUUGGCUUCCUUAAUGAUAGGGUGGAAGAACGGCGGGAAAAAUACAUUGAGGCUUAUGAUAUUGUAUUGGAAAAAGAUGAAACAUUGGAUGUGGUAAAUGGUAUUUUACACUUCAUCCUUGCCCAAACUCUGUAUACGCCCUUAACUCUUGACAUCUAGUUUCCUUUUGCAAUAUUCCCCUCAGUGUUCUUUAAAUUUCCAUAAUCAUAGAAUAGGGCCCAGCUAACAUUAAUCUUAUUUUUACUUUUACUAUAUUGUUAAUUAAAAUGGCAUCACAAUUGUACCAAGAUAUCUACUAAUUUAACAGACAAUUUUUUCUUGGUCAAAUCAGACUCAUUUGACUAUUUAAAUAUUCUUAAAAGAACAAUAUGGAAGUGAUAUUGAUUAGACUUGUCUAUUAUCACUUCCUUUUUUCUCCUAAAGAGAAAUUAAUAGUAGUAAUAUGGUAUAGCCCACUUUAAGAUACAUUGCAAUUAUUGAAAUAAUCUUGCUGUGGGAAACAAUUUGGUAUUAUUGUUGAUGCUAUUUUAAUGCAAAUGACUUGUGGAAUGUGGGUUGAAGGACUUUCUGGGUGAGUAACUUUGUUGGAAUCCUAUGUAUUUGGGCAUGUUCUAAAUUGAAUAUGUAAGUGAAUUUAGAUUCCAGAUAUAAUGUAAACUAUCUUUAAAAUAAGGUUAAUACAUAUUGGCCCUAGUAGUUAUUGAGCUUCUUCUAAUGAAAACUAACAUGUAUAACAAAUAAGUUUAACUCUGGUAAUUAAAAUGUAUGCAUAACUUAAGGAUUUUUGUUUGAUUUGUAUGCAAACCUUUGAAUUUCUGGUGUUCUGUAUCUUGCUUUCAUGAAACAUUAAUUUUCCAAAACUUUUUGAACAAUAUAUGGCCCAAAUCCAUCUUUCCCACAAAUUUUUCAACAUUUUUUUAUUUAAAAGACAUGUAAAUAUAAUAAAACAAAUGUCUUAUUUUGAACAUUUUGGUAUGCCUAUUUUAUUUUGUUUCAUCUCCUUUAAUUGAUCCAAUUUUUAAGUUACCACAGCACCACUGCAACAUGCUACAAUUAAAAAAAAACCAAUUGUAAUUAAAAAAAAAACUAUUCAGACUUAUGUUAGUCCAAAGGCACAUACCUUAGUAAUGAUUUCACUGAUUUCAAUCUUUAACAUUAUGGUUUAUUCAAAAUAAUUCUAGAUAUUGUACAUUUCUGAAUGUUCUCUUCAGUAAAAGAUAAUGGGCCCUAGACUAUUUUUAGGUGGGUGAAACACAAGAGACAUUUUAAUUUUGUACCCUCUGUGUAAUGAUAAAUAUUUGCUCCAUUGGUGACCUAAGUGCUUUCAAAACAAGUGACUGCUAUGUUAGGACUUUCUUGAAUGACUUAAUGUACAACUUGAAGCGCAGGAGAGAAAAUCAGUUACUCAGAUAGAAAAAGGCAUGACAACUGAAAUCCAUAUAUUUCUAUAAGACACCAGCUUGGAGAAAUUGUUUGUGAGUGUCAAUGCAGCUGUCUGUAUAUUGUGUGCAAACAUUACAAAUAGGACUUAUGAGUUCUGUCCUUCAGAAAACAUGUCAAUAUAACUAUAAGUGCCCUGUACUUUUGCUUGUUGCUUGAAAGAAAUUAUUGCAUGUUGUUUUUGAGAAUUUUAAUGAUUCAGUUGAAACCUGUACCUCAGUAUCUCAGAUAUGGAUGUGCACAGGUUUUCCUAACUUACUUUAGCCUUCGUAUUAGUACUUAUUAUAUAGCGGUACUGGGGGUUGGAGUGAGGUUGA